CCUUUUCUAAACUAACAUUCGUUGGCCAAAACCUCCCAUUUCCCAAAACCAUUUCCUUCAUAAAACGCUUACUAAUUAUUUAUCUCCAUCCCCAAAUUGCUUCCUCCUAUCUCAUACGAUCACCCAUCUCCAACCUCGAUUCCUUCUCGCUCUCGCUUCGGAGCUCGUUCUUUUUUCUUGUCGUCCCCGUAUUUUUAAGGGUUUCGCAGCAGAAUCCGAGAGAGCGAUGGAUUGGGGCAACGUGACAGCGGAGGAUCUGAUCGACGCCCUUCGCGAGGUCGACUGGUCGUCGCCGCCGCGUCCUCUAUCCGAAUUUUUCUCCAGGUUUACCGUCCCCAGAUCGUAUGCCAAGUGGAAUAGCCGCCUCAAAUGCAAUCUCUACUACUACCGAACCAACUACUUCAUUAUGAUCACUUGCAUUCUUGGAUUGGGUUUUCUCCGGAGGCCACUCUCUCUUGUAGCUGCGUUUCUGACGGCACUUAGCAUUGCUUUCCUCAAUGACAGCUUUGCAGGUACUUUUAAUGAGAAGGUAACGAGAACAGUGAGGCAAUUCUCUCCACACUUAGCUGCAAAGAUGAGGCCUCCUCUUACGCCCGUUAUUCGUGGACGUCCAUCAGCUAAAAGAGCAAUAUAUAUUUGUGGCAGGCCUCGUUGGGUGUUUGUUUUGAUAUUCUCUGCUGGGAGUUUUAUCCUGUGGUUUAUUUCUUCUGGUCUCUUAACUGUCCUAUGGGCUCUUGCCAUUGGACUUCUUGCCACUAUCCUGCAUGCAAGUCUUAGAACGCCUAAUUUGAAAGCACGUUUGAACACAUUCCGUGAAGAAUUUCGUUCGGUUUGGCGCAAUUAUAGUGAGCUGUAGCUUACAUGGAGUUUGCAGGACGGAUUGAUCACUGAAGCUCAUACAGGUUGUCAUUCUAAAUUUGGGAUUAACUGAUGCUACUUUUGGUAUAAAAUAAUUUCUUUUGGCUGGACUGGAAUUCUGAGGUGAAAGCUGCUAAUCUAUGCAGAUCACCAAGUUGUAAAUUUUCUGGGGCUCUUAUCCGUGUAAAGCAAACUGUUACCAUUUGUUAUCCUCUGUAGAAGAAACGAAACCUUGGAGCAUUUGUAUCCAGUAAGCACAAACGUUCUCAGAGUAUCUGGGCAAGCUUUAAAUGCCCAUUCUAGUUGUCAUAGACUUCUACAUUGCUUAACAGAAGUUGUUGAGUUUUAUUUAUUGGGUACAAUGAAUAGGUGUUGAAUUGCCUGUA
Molecule: messenger RNA, 1244 nt
Organism: Alnus glutinosa
Lineage: Eukaryota; Viridiplantae; Streptophyta; Magnoliopsida; Fagales; Betulaceae
Product: PRA1 family protein A1-like
Exons: 8
Coding region: 227-856 (209 amino acids)
Cellular component (GO): membrane
Source: RefSeq, a predicted model, not a curated record